This is a messenger RNA of Acanthocheilonema viteae, 1014 nucleotides long. The record is from the annotation of a GenBank genome assembly. NCBI's taxonomy places the organism in Eukaryota, Metazoa, Nematoda, Chromadorea, Rhabditida, Onchocercidae.
AUGGCUCUGUCAGCGAGUCAUGCACGAUCUUAUGCUGAUGCAACUGAUUUCAAUACUGUAAGUGAUGAGCACCCAUCGCUGCUUGCUGCAUCAUCGAAUACCAAAGAAAAUUUGGAUGUCAUACAGAAAGCUUCGGAUUUGAAUUGUCAUGGAUUUGAUAGUGAUUGUCGAUGGUCGAAUACGAAUGAAGACGAACUGGACUGGAAAGUUCUACUGUCCACACCUGAGGCUGAGCCAUGGCUCAGUGUGCUUCACACAACUCAUCUUCCAGAUGCAUCAGCAGCAGUACUUCUAUCCAGUAGUAAUCGCAGUGCAUGGGAUGCCGGACAACUUGUUUCCGAUUUGUUGCCGUGUAUUAUAUCACCAUUGCAACUCACUGCUAAAGUUUGGCGAUCCUCUUUAGAUGGAUCAUUUCAACAACAACCAAACUUGCAGAUUUGUAGCCGUAACAUACAUGCCGACCAAUUCUAUUCAAACUGCAACCUGUUUCCCAUACAAAAUGGUAUACCAGUUACUGUGGAUAUACCCGGACCACGUGAUCCUACUGCACCUGCCCAGAUUGUUUUGUUGGGUGAUAAUUUUGUUGGUAAACAAGGUGGUGUUAUAUUUAUGCAGGAUAUCAUUGUGGACGGUGAUUUGGUACCAGAUUGCACUAUAACAACACCAUUUACUACCGAACAUUCCAGUAAACCGACUAGACGCCUAAUUCCUUUGCAUAACUUCCACGAUUCCACCAACAACCUUAUUGAAAUUCAAGAAUUAGAUACCAAGCACAAAAUAUCAAAUCUGCGCCAACCAUCUGCAUUGCAAUUUGCAUCACCGGAUUCUCUAGUGGUUCAGUGCCUAAAAUUGUCCUGCAAUCCUGCUGAGAAAGACUGUGGCUGGCAAAAAGGCAUUGCUGGAUGGAUGGCAUCAACGGGAACUGGUGGCUUUUCAAAUCCAUUGACCGGCAUUGUUGUACCGCCUGUUGGAACGAACUCAUUUCUGGUAGCAUCUUAUAACGGUAAUAACUAA